This is a messenger RNA of Trichophyton rubrum CBS 118892, 543 nucleotides long. RefSeq lists its product as uncharacterized. The record is from RefSeq and is a predicted model, not a curated record. NCBI's taxonomy places the organism in Eukaryota, Fungi, Ascomycota, Eurotiomycetes, Onygenales, Arthrodermataceae. The coding region runs from base 1 to 543 and encodes 180 amino acids. The transcript is spliced from 2 exons.
AUGAAGCGAUUCCUAUCCAUAUUAUCGAGUCUUACCGUAUAUCCACUCCUGGCAUUUGCCACGAUACCAGAGACCGAAGUCCCAGGGACGCUGAACAUAACUGCACUGACAGGAGAGAACGGCCAAUCAGCGCUAGAAUGCUGGCAACUUGAGCGCAGAUUCGACGUCUCAGAUGAUCCAGGUACUAAGGGCACUGCAGUCCUACCCCUAGACGGUCUCAGGGGGGAAGCAAAGUACUCUGUCCUUCCACCGAAUUUUAAUGGUGGCUUACACAACGCUCCUGUUGCACAAUGGGUGAUAUAUGUCUCUGGUGUGGCGCAUAUAACGCUUCCUAACAGGACGGAAGAAACAUGGAUACGGGGAGGUGCUAAUGGAGCCAUCAUUGCUGCGGAUACGGCGGAUGCCAGUGAAAGGGGCCAUUUCACCGUGUAUCCGAGUAAUAUACAGACUAUUGCAUGGCAGCUUCCAUUCAAGGAUGGGGCUCUGCCUAAACAUCGGGUGUUACACCGCGGAGCGUGUAAGCGGGAUGAAAGCUGGAGUUGA